Messenger RNA from Didymella exigua CBS 183.55, 1851 nucleotides. Its product is annotated as aldehyde reductase 1. Gene Ontology annotation, molecular function: aldose reductase (NADPH) activity. Gene Ontology annotation, cellular component: cytosol. The record is from RefSeq and is a predicted model, not a curated record. The coding region runs from base 473 to 1459 and encodes 328 amino acids. NCBI's taxonomy places the organism in Eukaryota, Fungi, Ascomycota, Dothideomycetes, Pleosporales, Didymellaceae. The transcript has a single exon.
CGCAGUGCCAUGUUACGGUCGGCCCGUGUGGUGGACCCUGAACCCACCUGCUACGUCAUGCUGCUGGCGGCCGACAAAAUGCGAGCACCUUUUUGAAACUGUUGGAUGUUGUUGGAUGGGGCAACUGUGGAGUUUUUGGGCCCUGGUGGCAGCGUGGUGCUCGAGCGACGGGGCUGGUACGAUCCCGUACGAGAACGGAUCGGGAUCGCUCACUGGCUGCUGAGAUGGAUUUGGGAGAGCAGUGAUGCAAUGCGUGGUUGAGCAUAGAAGAAUGCAGAAUUUUUGCUAGAGGCAACCAUGGCGAAGAGCGGUUGCGUAUAUGUAGCAACCUGGCCGUGGGCCGCGCCGUGACCUCAUCUGUACCAUAACAUCAUAUCUACAGCUUGGGCAGGAACUCAGUUGUUGCAUUCACCACCUACCACACACACUCUCUCACAGCAUACACACUCACAGCAUACACACAGCCAUCACCAUGGGUAUCCAAAACAACAAGGUCUACAAGCUCUCCAACGGUGUCGAGAUCCCCGCUGUGGGCUUCGGCACCUUCGCCAACGAAGGUUCCAAGGGCGAGACAUACAAGGCCGUCACCAAGGCCCUCGAGGUCGGCUACCGUCAUCUCGACUGCGCAUGGUUCUAUCAGAACGAGGAUGAGGUUGGCGAUGCCGUCCGCGACUUCCUCAAGGCCAACUCCAGCGUCACCCGCAAGGACCUCUUCAUCUGCACAAAGGUCUGGAACCACCUGCACGAGCCCGAGGAGGUCAGGUGGUCGAUCCAAAACUCGCUCGAGAAGCUGAAGAUGGACUACAUCGACCUGUUCCUCGUGCACUGGCCUAUCGCCGCCGAGAAGAACGAGCAGAACAUGCCCAAGAUCGGCAGCGACGGAAAGUACAUCAUCAAGAAGGACCUCACCGAGAACCCCGAGCCAACAUGGCGCGCAAUGGAGGAGCUCUACAAGUCCGGCAAGGCCCACGCCAUUGGCGUCUCCAACUGGACCGUCUCCGGUCUGCAGCAGCUCCUCAAGAUCGCCGAGGUUAAGCCCCACGUCAACCAGAUCGAAAUCCACCCCUUCCUACCCAACGAGGAGCUCGUCCAGUUCUGCCUCGCCAACGACAUCCUGCCCGCGGCCUACUCGCCCCUCGGCUCCCAGAACCAGGUCCCCAGCACCGGCGAGACGGUGCGCCAGAAUAAGACACUCAACGAGGUUGCGCAGCGCAGCGGCCACGAUCUCGCUCAGGUCCUGCUCGCGUGGGGUCUGCAGCGCGGAUACGUCGUGCUGCCCAAAAGCUCGACCGCGAGCCGUAUCGAGAGCAACUGGCAGAUUCCCACACUCAGCAAGGAGGACUUCGACGCUGUGCAGAAGGUCGCCGAGGGCAGGCACACGCGCUUUGUCAACAUGAAGGAUACAUUUGGCUACAACGUCUGGCCUCAGGAGACCGACGGUGGUGAGAUCAAGGCUUAAGUUACUGCCUUGGGUCUUAAGAUAAUGCCUGCGAUGCUAGAAAGGCGUUGGGAUUUUGAUUUUAGCGAUACCAAAAGUCUAUUGUUGACUUGUAGAUGAGAUAGAGCUCAAAGAGUAAUCGGAACAUACCAAUCGUACACAGAGAAUCCGGUUUUGUGGUGUUGUCGUGUUGCGGUCGUGAAAUCGUGAGAUUGCUACACACCUCACGCGGGGCAGCUUCACGAUCCGUCAGAGCAGCACCGAGUGCUUUACGACUGCAUCAGCGACCGCAACUCACUAACCCAAGACUUCCUGCUUCCUACACAAAGUGGAAAUGCGCUACAUGAACGUACACCGAGGAGACAUCUCACUUUGCCAUGUGUGGCGGCACAACAACCAUAACCUCUCUAGGU